This is a messenger RNA of Lonchura striata (white-rumped munia), 7348 nucleotides long. RefSeq names its product ceruloplasmin (gene CP). Gene Ontology annotation, cellular component: plasma membrane. Gene Ontology annotation, molecular function: copper ion binding; oxidoreductase activity. The record is from RefSeq and is a predicted model, not a curated record. NCBI's taxonomy places the organism in Eukaryota, Metazoa, Chordata, Aves, Passeriformes, Estrildidae. Gene Ontology annotation, biological process: iron ion transport.
AAAGCAAACAGGAGCAGGGAGGGGGAGGUAAGGAUGUGGGGAGUUGGAGAGAUAGGAACAUAUAAAAGGAAAUUGCAUGUGCCUGUCCUGUGUUUUUAUUUCAUGUUUUCCACAAGGUCCAUGAAUGCAAAAUGAAGCUAUUGCUCCUAAUCGGCUUGCUGAUUUCUUGCUGUUGCCAUGCUGGGGCAGUGAACCGGGAGUACUAUAUUGGCAUUACAGAGACUGUCUGGAACUAUGCACCUGGCAAUGCCAGUGCCAUCUCUGGGCAGCUUUUUGCAGAAGAAGACCAGGCUGAAGUCUUUCUCAAAAGAGGACCACAGAGGAUAGGAAACACUUACAAGAAGGCUAUCUACGUUCAAUAUACCAAUCAUUUAUAUGAUGAGAUAAUUGACAAGCCUUCCUGGCUGGGUUUUUUGGGUCCUGUAAUUAAGGGAGAAGUUGGAGAUUCCAUUACUAUUCACUUGAAAAACUUUGCUUCCAGAAACUACACGCUACAUCCACAUGGUGUAACAUACACAAAAGAAAAUGAAGGUGCUUUUUAUCCUGACACCACCAAAGAUUUGCAAAAGCGAGAUGAUGCUGUGGAGCCUGGAGGCCAGUACACCUACACAUGGGAUGUGACAGAAGAUCAAGGUCCUGCUGAAGCAGAUGCAGACUGCAUAACCAGGGCUUACCACUCCCACAUAGAUGCUCCAAGAGAUGUUGCCUCAGGGCUUGUUGGGCCUCUAAUAAUUUGCAGGAAAGAUACAAUGAAUAGGGAUACUGAUCAACACUUUGAUGCUGAAUUUAUCCUUAUGUUUUCUGUGGUGGAUGAAAAUCUCAGUUGGUAUCUAGAGGACAAUAUCAGAACAUACUGUUUUGAGCCUUCCAAAGUGGACAAAGAUGAUGAGGACUUCCAGGAAAGCAAUAAAAUGCACUCAAUCAAUGGGUACAUGUAUGGAUACCUCCCAAACCUCACAAUGUGUGUGGAAGAUAAGAUAAAAUGGUAUCUUUUUGGCAUGGGUAAUGAAGCUGAUAUCCAUUCAGCCUACUUUCAUGGACAGACCUUAAUAGAAAGGCAUCAUCGAGUUGACACCAUCAGCCUCUUCCCAGCCACAUUCGUUGAUGCUGUCAUGGUACCAAGGAGCCCUGGGGAAUGGCUGCUCAGCUGCCAAGUGAAUGACCACAUUGAAGGUGGUAUGCAAGCCCUUUUUAAAGUAGAAGAUUGUAAAAAACACACAACAAGUCACAGUGAGAGUACAAAGAUAAGACAGUACUUCCUUGCUGCUGAAGAGAUUAUCUGGAAUUAUGGCCCAUCUGCAGUGAACAAUUUUACAGGACAAGAAUUAAUUGUCGACAGUGAAUCUCAGAUAUUUUUUGAACAAAGUGAGACAAGAAUUGGUGGCUCCUACAAAAAAGCAAUUUACAAGGAAUACACAGAUGGUUCUUUCACUGAACAUAAAAAAAGACUUGCAGAGGAAGCACAUCUUGGACUCCUAGGACCUGUGAUCAGGGCUGAAGUGGGUGAGCGCAUCAGGGUGACCUUCCGGAACAGCGCCAGCCGCCCGUUCAGCAUCCAGCCCCACGGCGUGAGCUCCCGCAGGAGCGGGGCCGGGGCGCGCUUCGGCGCCGCCGCCGCCGGUACCGAAUCUCCAGCCUCUCACGUGAGUCCCGGCACCACAUUUACAUAUGAAUGGGACGUGCCAGAAGAUGUGGGUCCCACAGAGCAAGACCCAGACUGUUUAACCUGGCUUUAUUACUCAGCUGUGGAUGCAGUCAGAGACACCAGUUCUGGUCUUGUGGGUCCUCUCCUAGUGUGCAGGAAAGGAGCUCUGCUUUCUUCUGGGAAACAGAAAAAUGUGAACAUGGAGUUUUUUCUACUUGCCACGGUAUUUGAUGAGAAUCUGAGCUGGUAUUUGGAUGAUAAUAUUUUGAUGUUUACCCUAAAUCCUGGUAAAAUUGACAAAGAUGAUGAAGACUUCCAAGAGUCUAACAAAAUGCACUCCAUUAAUGGUUAUAUGUAUGGAAAUCAGCCUGGUCUUGAGAUGUGUAAAGGAAGUGUUGUUUCCUGGCAUUUGAUGGGCUUGGGUUCAGAAGUUGAUGUCCAUGGGAUAUACUUCUCAGAAAACACAUUUGUAACUAAAGGAACAAGAAGGGAUACAGCAAAUCUGUUUCCACAUGCAGUUCUUACAGCUAUUAUGAAGCCUGAUUCUGAAGGAAUUUUUGAAGUGUCCUGCCUGACAGCAGACCACUACACUGGGGGCAUGAAACAGAACUACAAAGUGAAAAAAUGCCACAGGGGGAAAGAAGAUGUAUCUACGUAUUUGCAUGAAAAGAUUUACUACAUUGCUGCAGUGGAAGUUGAAUGGGACUAUUCUCCUAACAGGACAUGGGAAUUUGAGCGGCAUCAAUACCAUGAGGAAAGCCCUGGCAAUCCAUUUUUAAAUAAAGAUGACAAAUUCAUUGGCUCAAAAUACAAAAAGGUAGUAUAUCGUGAGUACACCAAUCAGACAUUCAGUAUCCUCAAAAACAGAGCAAAGGAGCAGCAGCACCUGGAAAUUCAAGGACCACUGCUUGUGUCAAAUACUGGAGAUAAAAUUACAAUAGUUUUUAAGAACUUAGCAUCAAGACCUUAUUCUAUCCAUGCCCAUGGAGUGAAAACAGACAGUUCUGUUGUUGCUGUAACUAACCCAGGUGAUACAAAAAUAUAUGUCUGGAAAGUCCCAGAGAGAUCUAGUCCUGGAAGAGGAGAUUCACAUUGUAUUGCAUGGGCAUACCAUUCAACAGUGGACAUUGUUAAGGACACUUACAGUGGAUUAAUAGGCACACUCGUUGUGUGUCAUAGACAUUACCUGCCAUCAUUUCAUACUAAAAAGAAAGUUCAGUUUGCUCUUCUCUUUAUGGUUUUUGAUGAAAAUGAGUCAUGGUACUUGGAUGAAAACAUUAAAACAUAUUCUACCAACCCACACCUUGUUCACAAAGAAGAUGAGGGAUUCCUUGAAAGUAAUAAAAUGCAUGCCAUUAAUGGAAAGGUGUUUGGAAAUCUGCAUGGCCUGACUAUGCACGUUGGAGAAAAUGUCAGCUGGUAUCUGAUGGGAAUGGGCAAUGAGGUAGACAUUCACACAGUACACUUCCAUGGCCACAGCUUUGACUACAAGCAAACAGGGGUUUACCGGGCAGAUGUCUUUGAUCUGUUCCCUGGGACAUCUCAAACUGUGGAAAUGACCCCAGAGAACCCUGGAACCUGGCUGUUACACUGUCACGUUACUGACCACAUCCACGCAGGCAUGGAAGCGACCUACACUGUGCUCCCAAAGGAAGACUAACUGUCUCUGUUCCCAAGAUUGUUCAAUCAGUUCAAGUGUAAAGGCAUGCCAGGCACUCAAGAAUGAUGAAAGCAUUUUAACACAGUGAUCCUCCAAGAUCUACCUUAAUUUCUUGGAAAAUACUCUUCUGGAUCACUCAUCUCUACACUGUUUGGAAGAUUUCGCAUAGUGGCCAUGGCUAAGAAAAGAACCACAGACUAAGACAGCUGAAUGGAUAUAACAGCUUAUAAAUAUAUGUUUCUGUAAAUGAAAAUAGUAUCUUACAAGCGACACAUAUUCUAGGUGAUGGCUAAUGCAUGUUAUUUAGCAGCUGAGGAACAUGGAAGAGCUAAUGAAAUGUACAUUUUUUUAAAGUUUGCAAAUAACCUUGAGUAACAGCAAAAUUUGGGCUAUCAGUCAUCAUCCUGUCACAUUUUACUAGUAUGUCUGUAGUAAAUGCUUAGAAAACAGGAAUUUGGUUAUCACUUUGUAUCUUUUCAGUGUGAACCUAUGGAUAUAUUAUUGUAUAAUUGAGCAGUUAACAAAAUAGUUAUCUCUGUUGAAUUACUUUGCAAUUUUAUUCAGUAGUACCUCUCAAGAAUGUGCAUUUAAAAGAUUUGGUUUUCUGUUAUGAAAAUAAUUGUAAGGCAAAAUUAGGUUGAAAUCAGCCUGACGAAAUGCAGAUAGUGAAGGCCAAAAUUUGGUGACUAUGUGAAAAGCUUUGCUCUGAUGACUCCUGCAGUGGAAUAAUUUUGCUGUUGCAGCUCUUGGCAAGGAAAAAGAAAGUGUUUCCUGACAGGUGGAAACAACAGUGUUAGAGCAUGGCUGAUGCUACUCAAAAAUUAAACCAGUAAGAGUGAUAUGGUUGCGUUCCAAUAACCCAACCCCUUAUGUUAGAUCCAUGCUAAAUGAGAAGGAAAAAUGUAUGGGACAGGCAGGGAAAGCAAGAUAUCUGGGCUUUAUGCCUGCAAGAAUGAAAUUGCUUCUCUUUAACAAGCCUAAAUCGCUUUGGUCUUUUUUAAACAUUAUACUGAAACCAGCAUAAUACCUAUCAGUAAAUUAGAUAAUUUUAUCUGUAGCAGGAAUGCUAUGUGAAUAAGUUAAACUACUUUUAUCUCUUUUUUUUUUGUUAAUGUAUUUUAGCUGAAAUAUAGAUGGUCUCUUCUGACUGACUUCUGCAGGUUUAAAUAACAUUGCAACUCCUGUGAAAACACUUUAUAAUAGAGUCACUGUCAGCUAAUUAGGCCUUUAGAUGGUUAUGGGAUCAUGGGAGUUGUUGUAUUUUUGGUAAUUGUCAAAAACCCCAAACUACAUUCAUAAGGACAUUGUGAACAUUGUGACAGUUUAUUAUGACUGAAUUCCCAGCUCUGAAGGAGCAGAAAGCAUCUUUCUGCUCACAAGACAGACAAACAUCAGUACACACAUGCACAAGCACCUGAGAUGCUUACCAAGAACCUUGGAAGAAAUAAGGUUUUUUUUCUGGAUUCAUGGCCUAGUGAUCCUUCAAAUACUAUCUACUGACUGAGCAUAACAGAAGAAAGAAAAUGUAGCAAGCCAACUGCAGUACAUAUCUUCUACUUCUCUUGGAUUAAUGGCCUUUUCUUGCUAAGUGCUAAAUUAAAACAUUUUCUGUAUAACACUUGCCUGGGUAUGUAACUAAGAUGAGAGAGCAGCAGCCUGAUUCUGCCAGCUAGAAUUCAAGGAAAUGUCUGUGUUGCAAUAUCAAGUCAGUUGGACCCAAUUCCACUUGGAAGAGUAAGGCACUCCCUUUUACGCAUAAAGUUAGACACAUGCCUGAGCCUGAAUUCCUCCCUAGGUCAGUGAUCCAACUAACAAAGAUUGAAGACUGACUUUCUGCUUUACUUUCACUGAACACUGUAUGUUCAGUUGUACUGUAGAGUCUGUAUUUCCUAGCUGCUUUGGCAGAAUUAGCUUCAAAACAGAUUCUUUGCCUCAGGAAACAGCUGUCCUUCAGUAGUUGAUGCAAGAUGUAUGUGAAGGAAGGCACACAGUAUCUUAUAAGCAAUUAUACUGCUUGUUUCAUUUACUUUUUUAUUACAGCACAUUGUAGUUGAGUGGACAGCAGGUCCACAGAUCAUUAUUUUAGGUCACCAGCUUCCUCUGGCUGCAGUGAAGAAGAUGUGGUAUAAAAAAUGCUGCAGUUCCAUCUUCUGGCAGAAGACUGAGGAAAUCCCUUAGCUCCAGUUCCAUUGCAACAAUUGAUAGAGUUUCUGCUCAGAGCAGGGGAGAAAAUAUUGUUCAGGUAUUUUGAGUUUAGAACAAAGAAAAAAAACCCAAAGUAUUAACAAUGUAAUUAUUAAUUAAAGUCAUCAAAUUAUUUAAGUAUUACAACUGGAAUGACAUUUGAGACAUGGCCAUUUGUGUACAAACACAACUAUGGGAAAUCUACAAAGUAAACUGAAAUUAUGACUUUGAUCAAAAAUACGCCUCUAUCUUGACACAUCAGCUCUACACAUGGCACUCUUAUGAAGCCUGAUCUAGUGUUUCAUAUGUUUUGUAUGAAAUGCAAAGUAAGCCCUAGAAAUCUUAUUAGUACGCUAACUCAACACAAUCUGUAAAACUGGAUGCUUUGCAAGAAGUUUCUCAGACCAAGCCAUGUAAUGUUAUGCUCUCAUCCAAUUACAACACAGUUACUGCGUGAAAAUAAAUCCAAAGAAAAACUGCUGGCACCAGAAACUAUAAAUUUACAAGAACUGUGCUGCACAAUCCAACCCCACAAUGCUGUUUUUCUCAGGCAUUCCGAUGUAUUGUAUCCACUCCAAGUAUUGUCCAAUACUUUGAACAAUAUAUAUGCUUUAUUUAAUAUUCCUAAUUUGUCAAAACAAUCACACUGGCCCCUCAGCUAUACACAAUAUUAUUAAUUAUUAAUUUCUUACAAACAUGUAAUGAUAGGACUACAGAACUACUAGGGUGGAUUUCUCUACUUCUAAUAUUAACAUACUUGUUUUUUUAGUCUGUGACCUAAUCAUCAAUACACACUUAAGCCUCCCCGUGUUAUCAAUAACAGCCUAUUACCUAAGAACAAUAUAGUCACUUAGCCUAGAAAAAAACAAUUAGAAUUAGUUCAGUUUAGUAGGUUUUUUAGUGGUGUCUAUUCCUUACCUAUACAGAAAGAGUAUGAUUACAACAACAUACCUGUUUUCAAUACAAAAUGAGUGCAAGAUUUUUAUGAGGCUACACUGCCUACAUUGCAGAAUUCUGUGCUAAUGACCAAAAAGGUUGCUAAAUUGCAUUAGCUUUAACUGAAGGAAAAGAUCCUCCUUUUUUCCUCCAAAGUAUCAUCUCAGUAGUCCUUAGUCUGAACAGUUAUUAAGAAUGUUAACUGUUAUACAAAGCCUUCUGGAGUUGAGCUACAACCAAUUGAUUUACCUUUGAGUGAUGAAAUAAGAACAGGGCAGUCAUUUCCAGUACGUCUAGUUCUCUUGCAAAGUUCAGGAAGCAGCUUGUUCCACCACAGAGCCUAAUACAGAAAACCCAACAGCAAAUGUGUAAAUGAACAAGGACUGGAAUUAAGACUAUGAAAGACCUGCUACAAAUAACCUGAACUAAGCUCAGAUAUGUACAAAUAGAGGUCAGUUAUUACGAACUCAAUAAUUCGUUUAUAUAAUGCUUUGAAAUGCUGUGGUUUUGCAUAUGUUGUGUUUUUCAAUCUUCAGUGUAACUUUUUUCUGCUCAAAAAUCUUUACACAUUGUCCCUCAUACCUCUAUAGAAAAAAGUCACCUAAUUUGCAAUACUAAUGCAGUCAGAGAAUUGUUUUUUUUUUUUCUCAAAACAGCUAAAUGUAAAGUGGUAAAUAGCAUUGCUCUGUCUCCUGACUUGAUCUGUCUCAUUCCAACAGCUGUAGCAGUAUAUUAGGUUUUGUGCACAAUUUUGCAGACCAUAGUGAAGAGAAGGAAAGGGAUUUCUUUCCUCCUUUAAAAUAUGGUAGCUAUUUUAACUUGUGUUCAGAUGCAGUACUGCAACCUCACAUUCUAGUCUAAUGUGGGAACAAUCACAGAAACUGUUUUCAGAUUUGAAUAAAAAACUCAAAUCUGGUUCUGAA